Malus domestica (apple) is the source of this 678-nucleotide messenger RNA. Its product is annotated as L10-interacting MYB domain-containing protein-like. Lineage: Eukaryota; Viridiplantae; Streptophyta; Magnoliopsida; Rosales; Rosaceae. The record is from RefSeq and is a predicted model, not a curated record.
AUGGAUAUGCAAAUAUUAGAGCUAACUGAAAGAAAGCAACUGAAAAAUAAGUGGGAUGCACUUAAAAAUGAGUGGAAGUUGUGGAAAGAGCUAGUGGGUAAAGAAAUUGGCCUAGGGUGGAAUUCGAGCAAGGGUACCGUUGAUGCCUCUAGGGAGUGGUGGAAUAAUAAAAUUCUGAUAAACAAAGAAUAUGGAGAAUUGCAAAAAAAAGGCAUUAGUCCUCAAAUGGAGGACAAGUUAGAUAGUAUGUUCUUAAGUACAGUUGCUACCGGUGAACAUGCAUGGGCACCUUCAUCUGGAGUACUACCACCAGAGUCAAGAGAGGAAGCUAUAGGACAAAUUGAUUCAGAUGAUGAGGAAGAAACUGAGACUAUGCAGGAUCUAAGGCAAGCUAGUAGGAAGGGAAAAAAAAGAGCGGCUAACCAAGGAGAAUUGCGAAAGAAGAAGGUUGAUAAGAAAGGGAAAAAAAUUGGAGGUGCUGCAAAACUUUGUGGUCAAAUUGACCGUCUUGUUGAAGCUUAUGAAACUAGGAGUUCUACAGACUCAUUGAUGAGGUCGUUGCAUAUAGGUAGUAGUAUUCCGGAAGUAUUAGCGAUUGUUGCACAAUUGCCUGGCUGUGAGCCACCUAGCGAGUUAUGGUUGUUGGCUACGUGUUUAUUUUGUUCUGCAGAUAAGUGA